AUGGCCUCUCCAUUAGAGCCAAAUCAAGCUUGGGAUCAAACCUUUCGAGUCUCGGACCUUAAUUUUACCACACCUUUGGACAGCACGCCGUUACCCCAGUUCAGCAAUGAGGGAGUGGCCGCUCACCGUAAUCUAUCGCAGAAAUACCGGCUGAUACUUGAGCAAAAAGACGCAUUAUCGAUCUAUCUCAGCGCACCCUCCAGAGGUGGUUAUCUCGAGGGUGGGUUCAGCAAGAUGUUUAGCACUCGGAAGCCGUCUUUGAUCUCCUCACCUGCUCGCAUAUCGCCACCAGGAUGGACUGACGUCCUCCGGAAUGUUGACCCAGCACAAUUACAGCCGGACCUAUGUGGCAGCCAGCGCUGCCAUGUUCGAGGAGCAGUGAUUGACUUGCCGAGUUCAGACAGCAGUAUUAUCCGGACUGGUCUCCUUCAGAAGCUACUCGAUCCCUGGCCGCAUCCAAGAGAUCUCCAGUUAGAGAUGCUCCCCAGAGCUAAAUUCACUGUAACAGCACUCCAAGAAGAUGUUGCUCUCUCGCGUAUCCUGCAGAGCCGGCUAAACCUACUCCUUGGGCAUGCGGCGCAGAACUCCUCUCCAAAGCCUAGCAGACCCCGCAACUCCGUUGCUUCUGUUGCUGCCAGCGAGGCAGGAAACUUGAUGAAGCCAGACGAACAGAAUGGGGAUGUCACAUCGAACGUUCCAGUCAAUAUGCAGGAUUCUUGUCCAGAAGUGGCCAACGGCACAGAUCAAUCCUCCGAAGCCAGCAAUUAUGAGUGUCGUGGGGACGAAGACUACCAGGUCAGUGAGGGAUCUUCGGAGGGAAGCGAAACCGGGUCAAGCAUAGAUCGCUCUCCUCGGCCCUCACCGACCAACAGGUUUCGCCGUUGGUCACCAGAGGAGUCGUCUCGGCUACUGCCUUUCUUGGACGCUCAUAAACAUCUAAGCGGUCCCGAGAUCGAGCAAGCGUAUUUUCGCUAUGCUGGUAUCUACUGGAAAGAACUCGCCCUUAAGGCUAAGGCGCGGCGUAUUCAGCAUGGCUGGCUGCACGGGGCUCGGAAGACUCGGAGACGCCGUGAGACAAACCAACUCGUCAUGUCCCAAGUCCCCCGGCAUUCAUAUAUCCCUCCACAGGUGGCAGGAGCAAUGUCCGAGACGGAGCGCGUUUAUCCAGACUCACUGGGAAGAGCCGUGCGGAGCGACAAGCAAGGUGACCGGAGUCAAGCCGCUUUUACACCGGGCGAUACGGCCACCUGUGACACUUCUAUGUUGUCGUCGAUGAUUGUCGACCAGCCAACGUUGGAGGCGCAGUAUUUAAGUGGUGAGAAACUGCCAACACUCGGACAUUUACUAGCUUAG
Molecule: messenger RNA, 1353 nt
Organism: Aspergillus alliaceus
Lineage: Eukaryota; Fungi; Ascomycota; Eurotiomycetes; Eurotiales; Aspergillaceae
Exons: 2
Coding region: 1-1353 (450 amino acids)
Source: RefSeq, a predicted model, not a curated record